Molecule: messenger RNA, 2054 nt
Organism: Oryzias latipes (Japanese medaka)
Lineage: Eukaryota; Metazoa; Chordata; Actinopteri; Beloniformes; Adrianichthyidae
Product: SH2 domain-containing protein 3C
Biological process (GO): small GTPase-mediated signal transduction; positive regulation of peptidyl-serine phosphorylation
Molecular function (GO): guanyl-nucleotide exchange factor activity
Source: RefSeq, a predicted model, not a curated record
GGGGGGGUCGUCCUCACAGCCCCCAGCACACCGGCCCAUGGUGCCACACAAAGAGAGGCUGAAGCUGAGCUGCCCUCGACUGACAGAGAGAAGGAGGAGGGUGAAGCCAGAGGAGCGAGAGGCGGUGAAUGUGGAGCGGAGGGAGCAGGGAGAGCUACUACAUCCUCCCCUAUUCUCUGCUUUAUCUGGCUGCAGCCCCUCCAGCAUGAAGCCGCCUGAACCGCUUUCUGGUGUUCCCACCCCAGGUGUCACUUCACCUGCCAGACUUCUGUCUGACAAACCCAAGACUACGGCGACCAAAUUCAGGACAGAGCGGGCCUCAAACACUGGCAGAGGUCCGGAGGAGAGCGGCACAGCUUUUGACAAGCAGGAUGUUUACAUUCCAAUGGACCCAAUAUCUGCUACAGCCCCCAGCCACAAGCCCCCGCAGACCGAGGGGCAGCAGGACGCCAUCAAGACGACACAAGAAUCGUUGACCACUGACAGCAGACCUCUCUCUGUCCGCCACGAGGGGGAAGACGGGUCAGAAGAACCGGACAGCCGCUCUCAGAUGGCCCCCCCACUCCCUGCUGCCUGCAGCCCCGCACCACCAUGCUUUGUGGAGAGGCUGCAAGCAGAGGACUUUCUAGAGACAGAGCCUUGUCGGACCUGGGGGAGCAGGGUUUUACCUCUGGUAGAGACAGUCUCCAGUUUCAAACCCAGCAAGUAUCAGUCACAGCUGAUGCUCAAGCACAACAAACCCCUGGAGGUGGGGGUCCUGCGAAGGGUGAAGGAACUCCUGGCCAGCACAGACCCUCAUACUGCCGCCAAGAUCAUCACCAAGGCAGACUGUGAGGUGGCUAGGAUUUUGGGUAUGACACCAGAGCUGCAAAGGAUGAUGGGAGUAAGCUGUGGAAUGGAGCUACUGACAUUACCACACGGCCAGCAGCUGAGACAAGACCUGCUAGAGAGGCUUCAGACCAUGGCCAUUACGCUGGCUGUGCACGUGCUGGGCUGCACAGGCACGCAUGAAGAGCGCGCUCUUCUGCUUCAGAAGAUCAUCCAGAUUGCUGCAGAGCUGAAGAGCACGACAGGAAACAUGUUUGGCUUUUCAGCCGUCAUGACAGCCUUGGAGCUGCCUCAGAUGUCUCGUCUGGAGCAAACUUGGGCGGUGUUACGACAGCGACACACAGAGGGCGCCAUCCUUUACGAGAAAACUCUACUGCCCUUUUUUAAAAGCCUGAACGAAGGAAGAGAAAGCUGCCCGCUGGCCAACACCACUUUUCCUCACAUCCUCCCCUUUCUUACACUGAUGGAGAGAAGUGACGUGGGGAGUGAAGGAAAAGAGCCCUGGGACAUGGCAGAGGGUGGGGUGGAUAUGGUCAUGAAUCACCUCGGAGCGGCAAGAACCUUCGCUCAGCUGGGACCCAUCUACAGAUCCAACGCUCAAACUAAACUGCAAGGUUUCCAGGCGCAGCCAGAGAUCCAGGAGAUCUUUCUGACUGACUUCCAGAUGAGGCUGCUGUGGGGGAGCAGGGGAUCUGAGGAGAAUCAGGCACUGCGAUACUCCAAGUUCAACCAGGUCCUAACUGUGCUUUCCAACAAGCUACAGCGGUACUAGCCCCACAGUCAGAGAAUAAGGCACAGGUCACCACCACUACUUGGUUAAUGGUUAAUCCACUCAUGUUCCUUUGUUUGUAAGGCCUGUGAUAUGACAGCUGAGGCUUCAGAGAAAUUCAGAGGAUGUCUGUCACAGGAAUUGGGGAUCGCCAUCCCUUCUGCAUUUUCUGCCUUAACCUCCUAAACCCCAUGUUGUGCCACAGAGACAGUAGCUGAAGCUGAACAGAUUUUGAGUCCAUGUCAGCUAGUAAGACAGAAUUAACCCUAACCACACACCAUUGCAGUUUAACUGCAAUACUAAGAUCCAGUUUUAUGUAAUUUCUUUUAAGUAAAGGAUUUCCUUGUUUCUGAGCAAAGAUUUUUGAAAACCUUUAACCCUUUUCCUUCAGAUCUGAAAAACUUGACAGUACCUUCUUUAACGAUAUGGACCUUAAUAAAAACAUUUGUUCUACCUU